Molecule: messenger RNA, 3901 nt
Organism: Strigops habroptila (Kakapo)
Lineage: Eukaryota; Metazoa; Chordata; Aves; Psittaciformes; Psittacidae
Gene: AGAP2
Product: ArfGAP with GTPase domain, ankyrin repeat and PH domain 2
Exons: 19
Coding region: 597-3020 (807 amino acids)
Cellular component (GO): nucleus
Molecular function (GO): protein binding; GTPase activator activity; GTP binding
Source: RefSeq, a predicted model, not a curated record
CCCCCGCCGUACCCCCAAAACCCGACCCCCCUCCCCGAGGGGUGUCCAAGGGCACCUUGGAGGCAACAGGGGAGCGGGGCCGCACCCCCCCCGCCCUGGCGACCCCGCGCCCCCCGCUGCUGGCCCAGGCAACAUGGGGGUGCCCCGAGGUGACCCCGGAGGUGGCCAAACCCCCCCCGCACCCCGUGUCCUCCCCGCACCCCUCGGCCGGGCCCCGCCGGCUCCGCUUGACCGGGACGAAGCCGUUUAAAGUGGUGACCCCCGGGGACCCCCUGAAGGCGACCAAAGGGCCCCUGAAGGCGACCGGGAGCGGGGCCGGGGGCAGCCGCCUCUCGUGGCCCGAGGGCGAGGGCAAGGGGCGGCCCAAAGCCGGGGGGGGCAAAGUGGGACCCGAGGUGGGGCCGCGGCCGUCGGGACGGGGUCGGUUCUCCCCGCACAAAGGCAAAAGCAAGACCCUGGAUUACAGCGACCUGCCCCCGGUAGCGGGGGGGUUGGCUCCGGUCCCGGCUCCCGCUGCCCCCCCCGGUGCCGCUGGUACCGAGACGGGGCUCAAACGGGGGCGCGAAGGCGGCCGAGCCUCCACCCGCGACCGCAAGAUGCUCAAGUUCAUCAGCGGCAUCUUCGCCAAGAGCCCCGCGCCCCCUCCCGCGCCCCCCUGGGCCCCCCCCCAGGCUCUGGUCAACAGUCAGGAAUGGACCCUGGGUCGCUCCAUCCCCGAGAUCCGCCUGGGCGUCCUAGGCAGCAGCAGGAGCGGGAAGUCCGCGCUCGUCCAUCGCUUCCUCACCGGCUCCUACGUGGGCCUGGAGCCCACCGAGAGUGGCCAGUUCAAGCGCGAGGUGACCGUCGAUGGCCAGAGCCACCUUCUGCUCAUCCGGGAGGAAGGAGGAGCCCCGGACCCAGAGUUCGCCGGCUGGGCCGACGCCAUCAUCUUCGUGUUCAGCCUGGAGAGUGAAAGCAGCUUCCAGGAGGUGGUGAAGCUCCACGAGCUGCUCGUCACCCACCGGGGCGCCGCUGAGGUGGCCCUGGCGCUGGUGGGCACCCAGGACAAGAUCAGCUCCUCCAGCCCGCGCGUGGUGGAGGACGCCCGGGCCCGCGCGCUCUGCGGGGACAUGAAGCGCUGCCUCUACUACGAGACCUGCGCCACCUACGGCCUCAAUGUGGACAGGGUCUUCACCGAGGUGGCGCAGAAGGUGGUGGCGCUGAGGAAGCAGCAGCAGCUCGUGGCCUCCUGCAAGUCCCUGCCCAGCUCCCCCAGCCACUCGGCCGCCUCCACCCCGGUCGGGGGCUCCCACCCUGGCCAGACCAGCAACGGCCACACCAGCGACUACUCGUCCUCGCUGCCGUCCACCCCCAACGUCACCCACCGGGACCUGCGCAGCGACACCCCCGUGGCCCCAGGGACCCCAAGCUCCCUGCACCGUGGGGCCAAGCGCCGCACCAGCCUCUUCGCCACGCGCCGCGGCAGUGACUCGGACAAGCGGAGCCUGGAGGGCCCCGGCACCGCCCGCUCCGUGCCCAUCCCCAUCAAGCAGAGCUUCCUGCUGAAGCGCAGCGGCAACUCCCUCAACAAGGAGUGGAAGAAGAAAUACGUGACCCUGAGCAGCAACGGGCUCCUGCUCUACCACCCGAGCGUGAACGAUUACCUGCACAGCACCCAUGGGAAGGAGAUGGAUUUGCUCCGCACCACGGUCAAGGUCCCGGGGAAGCGGCCCCCCCGCGCGAUCUCCGCCUGCGGCCCCGCCCCCAGCGCCAACGGGCUCCUGCGGGACGAUGGGGGUGCCGUGGGGCUCAGCCUCCCCCCGGAGCCGGGGCUGAAGGUGCCGGGUAAAGCCGAGCGGUCGCUGCAGCGCUGCGCCUCCGCCUCCAGCGCCAGAGUCACCUCCGAUGCCCCCUUCGAAGCCAUCUCCAGCCCCGGCAGCACGGGCCGGGACCCGCCACCGUCACCGCUCAUGGACAGGAAGAAGCACCGGCGGAAGAAGCUGAUGACACCGUCCAAGACGGAGGGUUCUGCCGGGCAGGCAGAAGCCAAGCGCAAAAUGUGGAAGCUAAAAAGCUUUGGUAGUUUAAGAAAUCUGUAUAAAACAGAAGAGGAGAACUUCGAGUUCCUCAUCGUGUCCAGCACGGGGCAGACGUGGCACUUCGAGGCGAGCAGCUUUGAGGAGCGCGACGCCUGGGUGCAGGCCAUCGAGAGCCAGAUCCUGGCCAGCCUCCAGUGCUGCGAGAGCAGCAAGAACAAGGCUCGCAUGGACAGCCAGAGUGAGGCCGUGGCCAUCCAGGCCAUCCGCAAUGCCCGCGGCAACUCGCUCUGCGUGGACUGCGGGGCACCCAACCCGACCUGGGCCAGCCUGAACCUGGGCGCCCUGAUCUGCAUCGAGUGCUCGGGGAUCCACCGCAACCUGGGCACGCACCUCUCCCGCGUGCGCUCGCUGGACCUGGACGAUUGGCCGCGGGAGCUGACCCUGGUGCUGACCUCCAUCGGCAACGCCACCGCCAACAGCAUCUGGGAGAAGAGCCCGCAGGGCCGCAGCAAACCCACCCCCGAGGCCUCCCGGGAGGAGCGAGAGGCCUGGAUCCGGGCUAAGUACGAGCAGAAGCUGUUCCUGGCACCGCUGCCGGAGGCCGAGGGGCCGCUGGGGGAGCAGCUCCUCCGAGCCGUGCAGGACAAGGACCUGGAGCUGGUGCUGCUGCUCCUGGCCCACAGCAAGAAGGAGCAGCUCAACGUCCGCGCUGGGGACGGGGAUGGGCGCCCGGCGCUGCAUGUGGCCUGUGACAUGGGGCUCGUAGUCAUCACGCAGCUGCUGCUGUGGCACGGAGCCGACGUGCGGGCGCGGGACGGCCGCGGGCACACGGCGCUGUUCUAUGCGCGCCGCGCCGGCAGCCGGGAGUGCGCCGACAUCCUGCUGCAGCACGGCUGCCCCGGCGAGGGGUUCGCCGACAGCGCCGACAGCGCCGACAGCGCCCCCGGCCCCCGCCGCAGGAGCAGCUGCGGGCCCUGCGAGCCGCACACCGCGCUCGUGUAGCCACGGCCCCCCCCGGGCUUGCGGGUGAUGCCACCAGCCCCUGGUGUCACCCGCCCCCCAACCCCGGUGCCACCGGCCCCGGUUCGCGGUCCCGAGGCUCUAUUUAUUACCCGGCUCCUGCUGGGAGCUCUCCGGGUCUCCCGGUCCUGUCCCUCUGCCCGUGCCAGGUCCCAGCACCCAGCGCUGGUGGCGCCGUGGUCACCCCCCUGUAUAUCGGUGUGGGGCACCGAUGGGGACAGCGCUGGUCGUGUCACACUGCCCAUGUCACCCCAUUCAUGUCAUCCUGCCUAUGGCACCCCACUGACAUGGGUGUCCCCCCCCAUGGGUCCCCACCUCUCCCCAUGGGUCCCCCACCCCGAGUCCCCGCCCCUGGCACCGGCACCGCGACAGGAACAGCCCCGACCCCAUUUUCUACAGACCCUUUUGUACAACCCCCCCCCAAACUGUGCCCUGACCCCCCCUGAACCUGUGACAACCCCCCCGAACCCCCCUUUUGUCACCAUCCCCUUGGGAUCCUCGUUAAUUUAUUGCUUCGUUUCACCGUUGGACGGUGGUGGGGGCACACAUGGGCCUGGGGGGGGCCCAUCCCAUGCCCCCCACCCCUGGGACCCCCCCAUGAAUGUAGGGGUGCCCCUCGCUGUGACGCCCUGGCAGCGCCGGUGGGACUGAGCCAGGGCCCCGGGGCUUGGGGGGAUCAGGGGCGUCGUGGCAUGUCACAGCGUGUCAUGGUGUGUCAUGGCGUGCUUUGGCGUGCCUUGGCGUGCCGUGGCGUGUUGUGGCAUGUCAUGGCGUGUCAUGCCAUGCCGUGGCGUGUCAUGGCGUGUACAGCGGUUUCGGGUUGUAACUGUAAGUACGUAACAAUGUUGGAUUUGGCGCUGUGA